CGUGCGGCGGGCGGCGGCGGGCGUGCUCUGCCCGGCUGCGUCCGUGCCGCCGCCUCCGCAUCCCUGCAUCCUUCCCUGCCUGCCUCCGUCCCUGCUUCCAUCCAUCCCUGCCUCCAGCCAUCCCGCCCUCCCUCCGUGCCUCCCCGCCGCUGCUCCUGCCCGCCCGCCAGGCGUGGGAGCUCCAUGGGAGAGACGGGCGCCGGGCGAGGCGCGGGACGCGCUCCGGGCGCGCUGCUGCCGCGCCCCGCCGCCCGCCGCCUCCCCGACGGCCGCCCGCGCCCCGCCGCCCCCGGCCCCGCCGCCGGUGCCAUGAAGCGGGCGCACCCCGAGUACAGCUCGUCGGACAGCGAGGAGCUGGACGAGGCCGUCGAGGUGGAGAAGGAGAGCGCGGACGAGAAUGGGAACCUCAGCUCGGCCGCGGGCUCCAUGUCUCCGUCCACCACGUCGCAGAUCUUGGCCAGGAAGAGGCGCCGAGGGAUCAUCGAGAAGCGCCGCCGCGACCGCAUCAACAACAGCCUGUCCGAGCUCAGGAGGCUGGUGCCCAGCGCCUUUGAGAAGCAGGGAUCGGCCAAGCUGGAAAAAGCAGAGAUUCUGCAGAUGACAGUCGAUCACCUGAAAAUGCUGCAUACGGCGGGAGGGAAAGGUUAUUUUGAUGCCCAUGCUUUGGCUAUGGACUAUCGCAGCCUAGGGUUUCGAGAGUGCCUGGCUGAAGUUGCUCGGUACCUGAGUAUCAUCGAGGGUCUGGAUGCCUCUGACCCUCUGCGGGUUCGGCUCGUGUCUCAUCUCAACAAUUACGCCUCCCAGCGGGAAGCAGCGAGCAGUGCACACACGGGCAUUGGACACAUUCCUUGGGGCAGUGCCUUCGGACAUCACCCUCACAUACCUCACCCCUUGCUGCUGGCUCAAAGUGGGCAUGGUAAUACCAGUAGUACAGCCUCUUCCACAGAACCACAUCACCAGAGCAGAAUUGCUGCCCCACACGCCGAGACUUCCUCCCUCAGAGUGCCCCCAAACGGCAGCGUCGGACCGGUGCUCCCUGUGGUCACAUCUACCACCAAACUGUCUCCUCCUCUCCUCUCCUCCAUGGCAUCUUUGUCUGCGUUCCCCUUCUCGUUUGGCUCCUUUCAUCUGCUGUCCCCCAACGUGCUGAGCCCAUCGACACCAACGCAGCCAGCAGCGCUCAGCAAACCCUACAGACCCUGGGGGACUGAGAUUGGCGCCUUCUAAGAGCUGACUCUAGCUAGGGUGGGAAAGCCUAUAAACCUGGCUGAGCUGGGUUGUGCCACCCUUGAAGUUCUUAGUAACUGGGACAAAGGUACAGCUUCACCUUAACUGAGUUUGUCUAAAAACUGUCUCAUUGGAUUUUUCUUUUUGUUUUCUACGUUUUUGUAUUAACAGGUUUGUUUUUUUUUUUUUCUUAAUAGUUGCUGAAGUUGUCCAGAAAUAAAAUUACAAUAGUGGUUUGUUUAACACUUGUUUAGAUCUCUGCUGAGCGUUUAAGUCACUUUUGUAAACAGUUUGUUUCAAAUGUUUCAUUUUUCCUGAGUACAUCAGACUGGCUUUUUACGAAGAGAUACCACCUAUUGUUAGCGAUGGCCUAGUUUUUGUUAUUAAUUUUUCCAAGACCAUUCUUCUCAGCAUUUACAAGCUCUGUUUUUGUUAGUAUUUUGACAAUGAGAUGUUCUAUAAAGAAUUACUCCUUUUGUAAACUAUAUUUGAGUCUUAUAUUUCUGAGCAAAGCGUUGACAAAUCAGAUGGACCUGCCUGACCAGCUUUAUCUAAGAGCCCAAUUCCUCUUUCUUCUGAAGCCGUUUGGCAGUCUUAUUCUAGUUCCUAGUAGAUAUUUACUCACUUCUUAGAACCACUACACUAUUUCUUCCACCAAAAGGAGCAGUAUGAGUGGGGAGAGUGCGAAAGUCAAAUUACAGGCUGUAUUGGUGGUGGGUUAAUUGCUGGGGAAGUUGUGGGAAUUAAAGUUGUCACCUGCAGUGAUCUCCCAGCUGGAGCUGGUCACAUGCAUCUUCAUUUCAUAAGGCCAGAUCCUGCUUUGAGCUACAGUGGGGUACUUGUUCUGCUAGCCUGAGUUCUCGAGUAUCUGAGGUCAGACUUCUCUAUCAGCUUCAAAUUUUCAGCUGAGGUGGUUGAUGGUGGUAUUUAAAUAGCCAGUGGAAUGGUACAGUGGGAACCUGUUCAGUGCACAUCCUAACCAGAUGAUGUUUCUAUUGCAUUUUAGAUGCAGUUGAGUGCCACUCCUCAUUUUGUAAGGGUUCUGCUGUGUUCUUGUGUGCCUGAGAGUGUGUGCAUGUACAUAUAUUUUGCUUGAUUUCAUGAGAAUCUGAAUCUGAACAGGUUUAUUGAGUGAGUUCCACUGGAAGGGGUUUGCCUGCUCUUGUAUCUGUGUCCUGGCUAAAUAAAGGAGAAAGAACAAAGUAUUUUAAAUGA
Molecule: messenger RNA, 2442 nt
Organism: Oenanthe melanoleuca
Lineage: Eukaryota; Metazoa; Chordata; Aves; Passeriformes; Muscicapidae
Gene: HEY1
Product: hes related family bHLH transcription factor with YRPW motif 1
Exons: 5
Coding region: 184-1227 (347 amino acids)
Biological process (GO): Notch signaling pathway; negative regulation of neuron differentiation; anterior/posterior pattern specification
Cellular component (GO): nucleus
Molecular function (GO): RNA polymerase II cis-regulatory region sequence-specific DNA binding; protein dimerization activity; DNA-binding transcription factor activity, RNA polymerase II-specific
Source: RefSeq, a predicted model, not a curated record